CGAWGUUCCCCCUUUGCUCACCACCUCGCUGUGACGGCGAUGUUUUGGUGAGUGGGGGGAAAAAAAUACUGCGUCGAAAACGGACGUAAACACGUUUAAAAACAUGUCGUUUCGGUCGAGCGGGACCUAAAGGCUACAUUGCCGGGGAAAGGACGGACGUCGCCGCGGCGGAGGUCUCCUCCGAGCAGCUCGUUUAUGUAUUCCUCCGCAUGUCCGCGGCUUUCUUCGUAGAUGGUCUCCGGCGAGCGUCGUCUGAUUGCAGAGCUCUCGACGAGUAACAUGAAGGAGAUGAUUGGAGGUUGCUGCGUGUGCUCGGACGAACGAGGCUGGGCGGAAAACCCGCUGGUCUACUGCGACGGACACGGCUGCAACGUCGCCGUGCAUCAAGCUUGUUAUGGCAUCGUUCAGGUGCCUACCGGUCCCUGGUUCUGUAGAAAGUGUGAAUCUCAGGAGAGAGCAGCUCGUGUGAGAUGUGAGCUCUGCCCCCACAAAGAUGGAGCCCUCAAGAGGACGGACAACGGAGGCUGGGCCCACGUGGUUUGUGCGCUUUACAUACCGGAGGUGGAGUUUGCAAACGUCUCAACUAUGGAGCCCAUCGUACUCCAGUCUGUGCCACACGAGCGCUACAACAAGACGUGUUACAUCUGUGAAGAGCAGGGCAGAGAGAGCAAAGCGGCCACCGGAGCCUGCAUGACCUGCAACAAACAUGGCUGCCGACAGGCCUUCCACGUCACAUGUGCCCAGUUUGCAGGGUUAUUAUGUGAAGAACAAGGCUCAGAUGCAGAUAAUGUCAAAUACUGUGGAUAUUGCAAAUACCAUCACAGCAAACUGCGAAGGAGCAGGGGCCGUGGUAGUAGGUCUCAAAGAUUAAGUGACUCUUCCUCUCAUUGUAUGGAUAGACCCCCAAACCAGGACAAGAAACACAAGGAACGGGACAGACACAAACCGAAACACAAGAAAGGCUCGAUGGACCUGUCGCCCUCACUUGUCCUUCCAAACAUUAUGGUUCCAGACAAGAGCUACAGCAGCAGUAACUCGGGGGGAGGCGUGACCUCGCUGCCGGUGGCCGCCUCGCAGAAGCGACUGGAGGAGAGCGCUGCCCGUUUCACCAACGCCAACUUCCAGGAGGUGUCAUCCGCUCACCCCGGCGGCGGCGGCUCCAAGGACGGCCCGGCCGCAGACGCUGGCAAGGCGGCAUCCGAGGUCAAGAACAAGAAGAACAGCGGCGGGGGUCACGCGGUGGGACAGAGGGGCGGGCGCAAGUCUUUCACCUCCUCGGGGAAACCCGUACCCUCURCCGCUGUGGUCACCAUGGCAACCUCCUCUACAUCUGCCUCCGUUUCCACGGGGCCUUUCCAUCAAGGCCUGCUGUUGACCAGCGCCAGCAAAACCCCUUCUGCCCCUUCCUCCUCCGACUUCCUAAGCUUCUCAGACUCGUCGUUGCGUGCCGGUGGUGGAACCUCUUUUUCCUCCCCACCGUCGUUCAGCAGCUGUUUGGUGAAACCGAGUUUGGAGGGGGGAGUUUCAGAGGGAACUGCAACUCUCUUUGGUUCUCUUAUGUCUGCUACUACAGCCUCUGCAGGAGUUGGUGGAAAGCUGUAUGAAAAUUCCCUCGGCCACGCAUCGAGUGAAACGACGAGCCUCUCYGGGGCGGUGGGCUACAAGCGGCCGCAGCCCUCCAGCUCAGGGCUGGGGCUCRGCGCAGCGGCCGCGGCAGCAGCGGACGACGGCGUGAAGAAGAAAAAGAAGGGCAACUGGAGAAACCGAUUCGGACCUUGUUUUACCACGGACUUGAAGCCGACGGAGGCAGCUCCAUCUCUGACKCUCCCCACCUCCUCCGCAGCCAGCCCUGCCCCCUCUUCCUCCGCUGCCUCCACUUCCUCCUCCUCCUCAACACUUUCAGGACGAUCAGGUUUGGUUUCCAGCAGCGGAUUAGGAGUGGGAAUAGGAGGAGGCGAAAGGGGGCUGGGGGUCAUGGGCAUUGCCGGUGGCAUUCAGAAGUCCCCGUCGCUCCUCAGGAAUGGAAACCUGCAGAGCAACAGCAGCUCCACCACAGCCGGAUCAGCGCUCAGCAGCACGACCUCCACGCACGUGGGGGCUCUGCCGGGCUCCGUCUUCAACCUGGCCCCCCCUCACAUGUUCGGCAACAGGCUGAACCCCAACUCCACCAUGGCGGCGCUCAUCGCUCAGUCCGAGGCCUCACCAGCAGGCGGCGGCGAGACACUGCCCCCGGUGGCCACCAGCAUCGAGCAGCUCCUGGAGAGGCAGUGGAACGAAGGGCAGAGCUUCCUGCUGCAGCAUGGAGCUCAGGGGGACGUGGUGGGGAUGCUGAAGUCCCUCCACCAGCUGCAGGAGGAGAACAGGAGGCUGGAGGAGCAGAUCAAAACUCUGACCAUGAAGAAGGAGAGGCUGCAGCUCCUCAGCGCUCAGUUAUCAGUGCCUUUCACUCCAUCAACCCCCUCCGAUGUGAAAGGAGUCCACCUCGGAGGCACAGACUCCUCUUUACCUGUGGCAGCUCAG
Austrofundulus limnaeus is the source of this 2520-nucleotide messenger RNA. It is a transcript of the gene mllt10, whose product is annotated as MLLT10 histone lysine methyltransferase DOT1L cofactor. Gene Ontology annotation, biological process: regulation of transcription by RNA polymerase II. Lineage: Eukaryota; Metazoa; Chordata; Actinopteri; Cyprinodontiformes; Rivulidae. Gene Ontology annotation, molecular function: histone binding; nucleosome binding. Gene Ontology annotation, cellular component: nucleus. The record is from RefSeq and is a predicted model, not a curated record.